Messenger RNA from Mollisia scopiformis, 771 nucleotides. RefSeq lists its product as uncharacterized. The record is from RefSeq and is a predicted model, not a curated record. Lineage: Eukaryota; Fungi; Ascomycota; Leotiomycetes; Helotiales; Mollisiaceae. The coding region runs from base 1 to 771 and encodes 256 amino acids. The transcript is spliced from 3 exons.
AUGCGUCUCAUCAAUGUCCACACAAAAAAACUUGAGGAGUUCUUCGGCGACAAGAUUCCUACUUAUGCCAUUCUCUCCACUGCUGGGGCGACGACGAGGCUCUCCUAUCUCUGGGUCGACACUUGCUGCAUAGAUAAAAGCAGCAGCGCUGAGUUGUCUGAGGCCAUCAAUUCAAUGUAUCAGUGGUACGCGAAGUCGCAAGUUUGCUACGCAUAUCUAGAGGACGUGGAAGAACUGAAUUACGAUCCGGACAAGAAACCCUCCAGAUGGUUCACUCGAGGCUGGACAUUGCAGGAACUCCUCGCUCCAAAGUGGGUCGAGUUCUUUGGCCUGAACUGGAAAUACCUUGGAAGUAAAACGACCAUGUGCGAGACUAUCUUUCAAAUUACCAAGAUUCCACGAGGAGUCCUAGUGUCUUCGCAUGAGAUCAGAAGGCAAAGUAUUGCGAAAAGAAUGUCAUGGGCAUCAGAGAGACAAACAACGCGGAUGGAAGACACAGCAUAUUGCCUACUUGGGAUAUUUGAAAUUAAUAUGCCACUGUUGUAUGGUGAAGGCGAAAGAGCUUUCCAAAGACUACAGGAAGAACUGAUCAAGGAGUCUGACGACCAGUCAAUAUUUGCGUGGGAUGCUGAGGGAUUCUUGAAUAACGGAGUCUUUGCUCGAUCACCAGCAGAUUUUCGAAAUGCGGGUGAUAUUCUCUACAACCUUCCUAAGAUACCCGGAUUCUUCGCCUUCAAUCAUUGCCAAGACUCACAAAACUUGCAAAACUGA